Messenger RNA from Arvicola amphibius (Eurasian water vole), 1152 nucleotides. It is a transcript of the gene Atg101, whose product is annotated as autophagy related 101. Gene Ontology annotation, biological process: autophagy; autophagosome assembly. The coding region runs from base 234 to 890 and encodes 218 amino acids. Lineage: Eukaryota; Metazoa; Chordata; Mammalia; Rodentia; Cricetidae. The record is from RefSeq and is a predicted model, not a curated record. The transcript has 3 exons. Gene Ontology annotation, cellular component: phagophore assembly site.
CUUCCGGUCUGCGCGAGGCUCUGGCGGAGGGGUCGCCGGCCCGGAGGACUCUGUUGGGUGUCCUGCUCAGGGGAAAAGGUGUCCGAGUCCGGUCCUUGUCGUCUACGUUGCUGCCCCGAGACGGCGCGAGUUCGCGGGCAGUGACCCUGACGUCCGGUCCGAAUUCUCGGCCGCCCCCGAGAGGUGGGGUGAAGCUUCCUGCCUUUCGCCUUUGUUCUGGUGCUGGCUGCAAGAUGAACUGUCGAUCAGAAGUGCUGGAAGUGUCAGUGGAGGGGCGGCAGGUGGAGGAGGCCAUGCUGGCCGUGCUACACACAGUGCUCCUGCACCGCAGCACGGGCAAGUUUCACUACAAGAAGGAGGGCACUUACUCCAUCGGCACCGUGGGCAUCCAGGAUGUUGACUGUGACUUCAUUGACUUCACGUAUGUGCGUGUCUCCUCUGAGGAGCUGGACCGGGCCUUGCGCAAGGUUGUUGGGGAAUUCAAGGAUGCAUUGCGAAAUUCAGGUGGUGAUGGGCUAGGCCAGAUGUCCUUGGAGUUCUAUCAGAAGAAAAAGUCUCGCUGGCCUUUUUCGGAUGAGUGUAUCCCUUGGGAGGUAUGGACGGUCAAGGUGCAUGUGGUAGCCCUGGCCACAGAGCAGGAGCGGCAGAUCUGCCGAGAGAAGGUGGGUGAGAAGCUCUGUGAGAAGAUCAUCAACAUUGUGGAGGUGAUGAGCAGGCACGAGUACCUGCCCAAGAUGCCCACGCAGUCAGAAGUGGACAACGUGUUUGACACAGGCUUGCGUGAUGUGCAGCCCUACCUCUACAAGAUCUCCUUUCAGAUCACUGAUGCCCUGGGCACCUCAGUCACCACCACUAUGCGCAGGCUCAUCAAAGACACCCUUGCUCUGUAGGCCUUGCUGGGGCCUUGGCAACUCCUCGAUGGCUCUGGGAGUCUGAUGCUGAGGUCUUGGGGCUCGAACCUGCUCUGGAUUCUUGGUGAGACUUGAAGAGAAGUUCCAGAUGUCCUUGUUUUGUGGUUACCAGCCUCUGGUGAACCUGUCACCUUUGCAGUGGUUCUGUUCUAGAUGCAACCUUUCCACACCUCUCCUGGUGGGGUCUCUUUCUGCACUGUACAGACCUACCAUGAGGGUUGCAAAUAAAGUUGAGAUGUGA